Molecule: messenger RNA, 534 nt
Organism: Penicillium maclennaniae
Lineage: Eukaryota; Fungi; Ascomycota; Eurotiomycetes; Eurotiales; Aspergillaceae
Product: coatomer subunit zeta
Exons: 3
Coding region: 1-534 (177 amino acids)
Biological process (GO): intra-Golgi vesicle-mediated transport; intracellular protein transport; retrograde vesicle-mediated transport, Golgi to endoplasmic reticulum
Cellular component (GO): COPI vesicle coat
Source: RefSeq, a predicted model, not a curated record
AUGCCUGGCUCUCUAUCUCUCUUCUCCGUGAACGCGGUUCUCGUCAUGUCCGCGGACGACGGGUCCCGCGCCAACCCCUACCCUACCGUCAAGGAGCAGAAGGCGUUCGAGAAGGGCCUUCUCGAAAAGACCAACAAGUCCACCAGCGAUGUGAUCUUGUACGACAAUCGCAUUGUGGUUUUCAAGAUGGAGAGCGACGUGAUGCUCUACGUGGUGGGAAGCGCCGAGGAGAACGAGGUCUUGUUGUACAACGUGGUUCUGUCCAUGCGGGAUGCUAUGGGAAUUUUGUUCAAGGGUGCCACCGACAAGCGUACAAUCGUCGAGAACUACGACCUUGUUUCCCUUACUAUCGACGAGAUCAUCGAUGACGGAAUCAUCCUCGAGACCGACCCAGUCACGAUCGCCUCGCGCGUCAGCCGCGCCCCCGCCGCCGAUGCGCCCAACAUGAAGAACAUCGACCUCUCCGAGCAGGGUCUGAUGAAUGCGUGGGAGUUCGGCAAGCGCCGUCUCGCCGAGGGCUUGCGGCAGAUGUAG